AUGGCAGAAGUAGUCCAAGCCCGGACCAUGUUCGCGCCAGCCUCACCGUCCAGGAAACGAUCUGCGUCACCCGACCAAGAUGCCGCCACCGAAACCACUAACAACGCCCUCACCACAAGGAACAACGAGUCCUCUCUGACCUCCUCUGAACCCCCCACCAAGAAAACAAAACUCAUCCGGCGAAAGCGACGGCCAGCGCGCCCACAAGUCGACCCAUCGACCAUCAAAUCCGAACCCCCACCACAAACCGGCACGAUCUUCAACAUCUGGUACAACAAAUGGUCCGGCGGCGACCGUGAAGACGCCUACCUCUCCAAGACAGCCGCGCCCUCACGCUGCAACAUCCGCAACGACUCGGGCUGGACCGCCGCAGACAAGACACCGGGAAGCUACUUCUGCCUGUUCUUCGCGCGCGGCCUGUGCCCUAAGGGCCAUGAGUGCCAGUACUUGCACCGGCUGCCGACGGUGUUUGACGUCUUCAACCCCAACAUCGACUGCUUCGGUCGCGACAAGCACAGCGACUACCGCGACGACAUGGGUGGCGUAGGCAGUUUCAUGCGCCAGAACCGCACGCUGUAUGUCGGGCGCAUCCAUGUGACGGACGAUAUUGAAGAGGUUGUGGCCAGACAUUUUCAGGAAUGGGGCGAGAUUGAGCGAACGAGAGUCCUGACGGGCCGGGGCGUCGCUUUCAUCACGUAUGUCAACGAGGCGAAUUCGCAGUUCGCGAAAGAGGCCAUGGCGCACCAGGCGCUGGACAACAGCGAGAUCUUGAAUGUGCGGUGGGCGACGGUCGAUCCGAAUCCUCUGAGUGCGAAGCGCGAGGCCGCCAGGAUCGAAGAGCAGGCUGCUGAAGCGGUCAGACGGGCGCUGGGCGACCGUGCAGUGAAACAGAUUGAAGGACGAGAGACGAGGGAAGAGACGGACCAGAGAAAACUCGAGUCCAGCUACGGUCUGGAAGGCUACGAGGCUCCAGAAUCAAUAUGGUACAACCAACAACAAGGCCGCGCGCUGGAAGGGCAGAGAUUGGGAGAGACGGGGCUUCUGGAAGCACACCCUCUGCAACCAGGCCAGGAUGGCGGGGACUACUCUGAGCACGUGGGCAACGGCCAGCAGCAUACGGGUACUUCUACGGGCAUUACGGAGAGCAGCGGUGGAGGUGGAAUCCUUUCGGGCUCGACACUGGCUGCGUUGAAAGGCUACGCGGCUGCGGGUGGACGGACACAAUCUCCCAGCACGCAGCCGGCGAAAUCGGCGGCUUCUGGAGGUCUUUUGGUCGGUUAUGGCAGCGAUGACGAUAGUGAUUAG
This is a messenger RNA of Exophiala bonariae, 1305 nucleotides long. It is a transcript of the gene CWC2, whose product is annotated as Pre-mRNA-splicing factor. The record is from RefSeq and is a predicted model, not a curated record. The coding region runs from base 1 to 1305 and encodes 434 amino acids. The transcript has a single exon. Gene Ontology annotation, cellular component: U2-type catalytic step 1 spliceosome; U2-type catalytic step 2 spliceosome; Prp19 complex. Gene Ontology annotation, molecular function: pre-mRNA binding; U6 snRNA binding; metal ion binding. NCBI's taxonomy places the organism in Eukaryota, Fungi, Ascomycota, Eurotiomycetes, Chaetothyriales, Herpotrichiellaceae.